Messenger RNA from Uloborus diversus, 1083 nucleotides. It is a transcript of the gene Mkp3, whose product is annotated as dual specificity protein phosphatase 7-like. Lineage: Eukaryota; Metazoa; Arthropoda; Arachnida; Araneae; Uloboridae. The transcript has 3 exons. Gene Ontology annotation, molecular function: protein tyrosine/threonine phosphatase activity; MAP kinase tyrosine/serine/threonine phosphatase activity. The record is from RefSeq and is a predicted model, not a curated record. Gene Ontology annotation, biological process: protein dephosphorylation; negative regulation of MAPK cascade. Bases 1 to 1083 code for a protein of 360 amino acids. Gene Ontology annotation, cellular component: cytosol; cytoplasm.
AUGUAUAUCACUCCUGAGAAGUUGUACGAUGACGUGAAAUCCCCCGAUGGUCGAUCUUUGAUCAUCGAUUGCCGAUCGGCUUCUGAUUACCAUGAUGGGCAUGUUAAAGGUGCUAUCAAUUUCACCAUUCCUGCUUCUGUUAUUAUGUUGAGACGACUCGCUAAUGGGAAGAUGUCUAUCCCCAGUAUUAUUAGAGGAACUGGACAACGUGAGAAGUUUAUUGAACAGUGCAAAACGCAUACUAUUGUACUGUAUGAUUACAACACCGAAGAAAUGAAACCUACUGGACCAUGCGUUCUGAGCACAUUGUUCCGACGACUUCGGCAGGAUGGGUGUCAAGUUGUUUGUUUACAAGGUGGUUUCAACGCUUUCAAGAGUCUGAUGCCAGAAUGGAUAGAAAGUGACUCGCCCGAGGUGCGUAACAAUGAUUUGAGUCUGGAAAAUCUCCGCAUCACUCCCUUGUCAGAUCAUGACUCUGAUGCUGAACACUGUGAUAGUGGUCUAGAUGGGGAGCCAAGUCCCAACGACCCCCCUUUCCCUGUGGAAAUCCUUCCUUACCUGUUCCUGGGCAAUGCCGAGAACUCUGCCGACUUGGAAGCACUUCAACGGCACAAGAUUCGGUACAUCUUGAAUGUUACCCCAAAUCUUCCGAAUGCUUUCGAAGACAAAGGUCUUGGGUUCAAGUACAUGAAGAUACCUAUCCAAGAUCAUUGGUCGCAGAAUCUGGCCACUUACUUUCCAGAAGCCAUUGCGUUUAUUGAUGAAGCCCGACAAAAGAAGGAAUGCAUUCUGGUGCACUGUUUAGCCGGCAUUAGUCGUUCUGUGACAAUCACUCUCGCAUACCUGAUGCAGAAGUUGAGCAUGCCCCUGAAUGAUGCGUACGACUUCGUGCGUCAGCGUAAGGCCAACAUUUCGCCAAAUUUCAACUUCAUGGGUCAACUCAUGGAUUACGAACGCCAACUGAGCAUCGGUCCUUGCCAUUGCACAUGUCAGGCUAGUCCUUGCCACUGCCAGACCCUCCAUUUCAUCUCACCAACCCGCAUCACUCCGGAUUCUGGAAUCGAUGUGGAUCAUUGGACUUAG